Molecule: messenger RNA, 2643 nt
Organism: Huiozyma naganishii CBS 8797
Lineage: Eukaryota; Fungi; Ascomycota; Saccharomycetes; Saccharomycetales; Saccharomycetaceae
Gene: STV1
Product: H(+)-transporting V0 sector ATPase subunit a
Exons: 1
Coding region: 1-2643 (880 amino acids)
Biological process (GO): proton transmembrane transport; vacuolar acidification
Cellular component (GO): fungal-type vacuole membrane; vacuolar proton-transporting V-type ATPase complex; vacuolar proton-transporting V-type ATPase, V0 domain
Molecular function (GO): proton-transporting ATPase activity, rotational mechanism; ATPase binding
Source: RefSeq, a predicted model, not a curated record
AUGGUCAAAGAAGAGGCUAUCUACCGCUCAGCGGCCAUGACUUACGUCCAGUUGUAUAUUCCACGGGAAACUUCACGGGAAGUGGUAUGUCUUCUGGGCAAUUUGGGUCUUUUGAUGGUGAGAGACUUGAAUUCGGACGUUACUGAAUUCCAAAGAGGCUACGUCAAUCAAUUGAGAAAGUUAGAAGUGAUGAUGCGGUCUCUCCAAUAUUUGCGAGAGACCAUGGACCAGCACUCUGAGGUUAACAAUUGGCAUCUAAACGACGGAACGUAUACCCAAAACGAUGUACUAAUAAGAAAUUUAGAAACGCAUUCUUUGGAUUCUAUCAAUGAGAUACUGGGGGACAUUGAUAUUGUGGAGAACAGAGUGAAACAAUUGGAUCAUUCUUUGAAAGAUUUACAAGUAAGGCUAAAUGGUCUCAUCGAAACAAGAUACGUUAUGUUCAAAUGCUCCCGGUUCAUGGAGGUCAAUCCAGGAUUCGUCGGAAGGAUAUCGCGGGAUUACACUGAACAGCACGGAUUGGAUGCGGAUGAUUUCAGCUUUGACAACCUGGGACAAGCUAGUGAUCAUUUGAGCGAGGAGUUUUCCUUUGAUGAUCCCACGACAGAACCCGAUAGCAAUUCGCUACGUAACGAAAACCCAACUAUCCCUCAUCACGAGCAUGCAGAAUUCGACCUAUUGGAACAAGGUCUUCAUAAUCAGUUUAUGACUGUGGGCUCCAUCAGAAGAGACAAAGUUGAUGUCUUGAAUAGAAUUCUUUUCAGAUUACUACGUGGUAACAUAUAUUUCCAAAACUUCCCCAUUGAACAACCUUUGCUGGAAAAUAACGAGCUAGUCGAAAAGGAUUGUUUCCUAAUAUUUACACAUGGUGAAACGUUACUUACUAAAGUGAAGAAGGUGGUAGAAUCAUUAAACGGUGUAGUGGUACCCCUCGACAAAAAUCAAUCUGAGUUUCUCAAAACUUUAAACGACCAAAUUUCUGAUUUGGAACAAGUAUCAAUGACGACAGAGCAAGCGCUACAUACCGAACUAUUGGUGGUGAACGACCAGUUUUCAAUGUGGGACGCUAUAGUGAAACGAGAAAAGGCAAUAUACUCCACGUUGAAUCUGUUUAGAGCUGAAGCACAAGGUCUGGUUGCAGAAGGCUGGAUCCCCACGAGUGACCUACUAGACUUUUCAACCUCACUCAAGGAUUUUAUGGAAGUCCUAGGCUCUGAGUCAAGUGCAGUUGUCACUGUUAUUCACACGAACAAAUCACCUCCAACCUUCCAUCGUACAAACAAAUUCACAUCCGCUUUUCAGUCAAUUGUUGACGCCUAUGGGAUAGCCACAUACCAGGAGAUCAAUCCAGGUCUGGCAACGAUCGUCACAUUCCCCUUCAUGUUUGCCAUCAUGUUUGGUGACGCCGGCCAUGGAUUCAUCCUUUUUGCCGUUGCCCUUUACAUGAUCCUUAGGGAAAGGACCUUUGAUAGAAUGAAAAGAGACGAGAUUUUUGAUAUGGCUUACACCGGAAGAUAUGUUCUGGUGUUAAUGGGAGCAUUUUCAAUUUACACGGGGAUAUUAUACAACGAUAUUUUUUCCAAAUCGAUGAACCUUUUCAAGUCCGGUUGGGAAUGGCCCUCUGGGUUCAAAGCGGGUGAGAGUAUUGAGGCGCAGAAAACUUCCGUCUAUCCGUUAGGUUUGGACUUUGCGUGGCAUGGUACUGAAAACGGGCUAAUUUUUUCAAACUCCUACAAAAUGAAGCUAUCUAUUUUGAUGGGUUUUGCACAUAUGACUUACUCCCUGAUGUUUUCUUACGUUAAUUAUAGAAAUAAGAGAUCGAUGGUGGAGAUUAUUGGGAACUUCAUACCGAGUUUGCUCUUCAUGCAAUCGAUUUUCGGUUACCUGUCUUGGGCUAUUAUAUUUAAGUGGUCAAAAGACUGGAACAAAGAUGGGAAACCCGCUCCGGGACUACUGAAUAUGCUAAUCAACAUGUUUCUGGCACCAGGGAAGAUAGAUUAUGAGCUGUAUCCUCACCAGGCGUUGCUGCAAAAGUUUUUGUUGCUGGUGGCGCUAAUAAGUGUCCCAUGGCUUCUGCUAUACAAGCCUUUGGUUUUGAGACGGAUGAACAACAAGGCCACAGGGAGAGGUUACCAAAGCAUCCACGAGCAGCAGGCUAGUGAAGCCUUACUGGACACGCAGAGGGACUCUACGGACAUGGAAGGUACGAUGGUGAUUACAGACUUUGAAAAUUCAGAAAACGGCGAAUCAACGGAGUUUAACUUCGGUGAUGUUAUGAUUCACCAAGUAAUUCACACCAUUGAGUUUUGUUUGAAUUGUAUUUCCCACACGGCGUCUUACUUGCGUUUAUGGGCUCUAUCUUUAGCGCAUGCACAGUUGUCCACCGUUCUAUGGGCAAUGACGAUCCAAAACGCUUUCUCGUCAAGCAACCCGGGGUCCCCAUUGGCAGUCGCCAAAGUUGUGUUCCUAUUCGGUAUGUGGUUCAUUUUGACCGUUUGCAUUCUAGUUUGUAUGGAGGGUACCUCGGCGAUGUUGCACGCGCUCCGUCUACAUUGGGUGGAGGCCAUGUCCAAGUAUUUCGAGGGUGAGGGCUACGCAUACGAGCCCUUCGCUUUCAAGACUCUGGCAGAAGGAGGCGAAUGA